ACAAAUAUGGCGGCCCUCCGCCGCGAACGUGUUGUCCUGCUAUAGCUUGUGUUCCAUUUCCGUAUUCUUUAGUCCAUGCUGUCAAGCUUUUAUCUGCAAAUAACAAAAUUGUAUAUAUGAUUGUUUUAAUAGUGCAAGAUAUUGUAUAAUAUUGAAUAUGACAUUUAUAUUACGUUCAUUAUCAUUUGUGUGUACUAAAAGAAGGAAAUAUUUACCUAUUAAUGAUUUAAUUAAACUAUCUAACUAUAAAAUUCAUACGUCAAAUUAUAUACUUCAUGGUGAAUACGAAAUGCUUGAUCCUAAGACAGAAGCUGAUAUAGUCUAUGUAACUUUUAUUGAUAAAAGAGGCAAGAAACAUACAGUACAAGGAAAAGUAGGAGACAAUGUAUUAUAUUUGGGUCAUAAAUAUGGGAUUGAAAUCGAAGGAGCAUGUGAAGCCUCCCUAGCAUGUACGACCUGUCACGUAUACGUACACCAUGACUAUGUGAACAAGCUUCCAGUCUCCGAGGAAAAAGAAGAAGAUCUUUUAGAUCUGGCACCAUUUUUAAAGGAAAAUUCUAGAUUAGGUUGUCAAAUAAUCUUAACAAAGGAGUUAGAUGGCAUACAGCUGGAAUUACCCAAAGCAACUAGAAAUUUCUAUGUAGAUGGACAUACCCCAACUUCACAUUAAAGAAAACUGCUUUUUGUUAUAAUUAGUAAAAUAAUACAUAUGAAUAGUUGUAUUU
Molecule: messenger RNA, 725 nt
Organism: Harpegnathos saltator (Jerdon's jumping ant)
Lineage: Eukaryota; Metazoa; Arthropoda; Insecta; Hymenoptera; Formicidae
Gene: Fdx1
Product: Adrenodoxin-like protein 1, mitochondrial Ferredoxin 1
Exons: 4
Coding region: 158-670 (170 amino acids)
Biological process (GO): P450-containing electron transport chain
Cellular component (GO): mitochondrion
Molecular function (GO): 2 iron, 2 sulfur cluster binding; electron transfer activity
Source: RefSeq, a predicted model, not a curated record